Messenger RNA from Trematomus bernacchii (emerald rockcod), 5838 nucleotides. It is a transcript of the gene trdn, whose product is annotated as triadin. Gene Ontology annotation, cellular component: sarcoplasmic reticulum; membrane. The transcript has 34 exons. The record is from RefSeq and is a predicted model, not a curated record. Gene Ontology annotation, molecular function: signaling receptor binding. The coding region runs from base 247 to 5193 and encodes 1648 amino acids. NCBI's taxonomy places the organism in Eukaryota, Metazoa, Chordata, Actinopteri, Perciformes, Nototheniidae.
UCACUUGGACCCAUGACACGUUUUUUACUUCUGGAUCAAGACGAGAAAACACAGAUUUAAGUAAGGAGAUUAAGGAAAGAGGUGUAGAGUUUCCGGUGGGUUUUCACAUAUCUUCUGCACCACAUGACGUUCUGGGAUUGGAAUUAAACACUGGGAUUAUAUCGCGAGGACUCGAAGGAUCUAUUAUACAUAUUUUCAUGGCAGCUUAAUCUGCACAAAAGGAUUUACUGUUGGAAUUGCUAAAGUAUGCCUGAGACAGUUGAAGCGCGGUCGUCCACCACCACGAUGGUCAUCGACAGUAAGACUGUGGACCCCGGGCCGGCGCCUGGGCAAAAAUCCAAGAAGACUUUAAACGAAGAGCUCCACUCCACGUUCAGCUCUCCUCUCGCCUGGAUCCUGGUCCUGGCUCUGCUCAUAACAUGGUCCUGUGUUUUUGUCAUCAUGUUUGAUCUGGCGGACUACAAGACCGUCUCGGGUCGCCCACCUCCUGCCGUCAGGAAGGUUUUAAAGGAUUCAGGCCGUAGAGGAGGCCUCAGCAAGAUCGGCGCAGACCCCAUAAAGGCGGUGAACGACGCCAUGGACGAGUCGACAAAUAUAAUCAGCAUGAUCUUCAGCUUUGCAGCCAACCUGGUCGCUCCUGAGGAAGAAGAAGGAAAUCUAUAUGCAGUGAGAAAAAAAGGAGAGUUUCUACCGUCCCGAAGUAAAGUCAUAGGGAUGCAAGUGAUAGAGGUGGUGGAAGAUGAAGAUGAAGAUCUGCAACAGGAAGAGGAAGAGGAAGGAGUGGAGGAGGAAGUGGAGGCUGCUGCUGCUGCUGCGGAGGAGGAGGAGGAAGAGGCGGGAGAGGAAGAACUAGAGGAGGAAGAGGAUGAUGAGGAUGAGGACGAUGACGAGUACUAUGAGGAUGAUGAGGAAGAGUACGAUGAGGAGUAUGAAAAAUAUUAUGAGGAUGAGGCGGAGGAGGACGAGGAGGAGGACGAGGAGGACGAGGAGGAAGAGGAGGAAGAGGAGGAGGAGGACGAGGAGGAAGGAGCAGAAGCUGAGGAUGAAGAAGAGGAAGAGGAGGAAGCAGCAGCAGCGGUUGAGGAGGAGGAAGACGAGGAUGAAGAAACAGAAGCGGCAGAAGCUGUGGACGAAGAGGAGGAGGAAGAAGAGGAGGAAGAGGAGGAAGAGGAGGAAGAGGAGGAAGAGGAAGCAGUUGAAGCAGCUGCUGCUGAUGAUGAUGAUGAUGUAGAGAAGGCAGCAGAGGAGGAAGAGGAGGUGGAGGUUGCUGCUGAGGUGGAGCAGGAUGAAGAUGAAGACGAGGAAGAAGAGUCAGAACCUGAAGCAGCUGCAGCUGAGAUUGAUGAUGAUGAUGGUGAUGAUGAUGAUGAUGAAGAAGAGAAGGCAGAUGAUGAUGAUGAUGAUGAAGAGGAGAAGGCAGAUGCUGCUGAAGAUGAUGAAGAAGAAGACUCUGAAGCUGCAGCUGCUGAUGCUGCUGACGAUGAUGAUGAUGAUGACGAUGAAGAAGAGUCAGAACCUGAAGCAGCUGCAGCUGAGAUUGAUGAUGAUGAUGAUGAUGAAGACGUGAAGGACGAGGCAGCAGGAGAAGAGGCUGGCAAGGAAGAUGAUGAUGAAGAGGAGAAGGCUGAUGCUGCUGAUGAUGAUGAAGAUGAAGUAGAGUCAGAACCUGAAGCAGCUGCAGCUGAGAUUGAUGAUGAUGAUGACGUGAAGGAGGAGGCAGAUGCUGAUGAUGAUGAUGAUGAUGAAGAAGAAGACUCUGAACCUGAAGCAGCUGCAGCUGAGAUUGAUGAUGAUGAUGACGUGAAGGAGGAGGCAGAUGCUGCUGAUGAUGAUGAUGAAGAAGAAGACUCUGAACCUGCAGCUGCUGUUGCUGACGAUGAUGAUGACGAUGAUGAUGAUGACGAUGAAGAUGAUGAAGUUUCUCCUGAACCCAUCUCCACGUCAGAGGAUGAAGAGUCGGCGGUGACUCCUGACUCUGAGUCUGAUGCUCCUGUUGCCGUCGACGACAGUGAUGAAGAUGUCGCCCUUCUUGAUGAACAUGAAGACAAACACGAAGAGGACAGCGACGAAGACGUUGCUCUGACUGAUGAAGAUAACGAUGAAGACGAGUCAGAUGACGAUGCAUUCACUGACUCCUCAGACGACAGUGAAUCGGCCCUUCUCUCCAGUGACGAAGAGGAUGAUGAAGAUGACAGAUUAGCGGAGGGUGUUGUGACAACCGACAGCGACGACAUCUUUUUAGAAGACAGCGAUGAAGACCUGGAGCUUCCUCCUAUUCCUGCUGCCAGUGAGGAUGAUGAAAAUGAUGAAGACCUGGAGCUUGAUCUUCCUCCUAUUCCUGCUGCCAGUGAGGAUGAUGAAGAUGAUGAAGACCUGGAGCUUGAUCUUCCUCCUAUUCCUGCUGCCAGUGAGGAUGAUGAAGAUGAUGAAGAUGAUGAUGAUCUAAAACUCCCUGAAGAGGAAGAGCUUCCUCCUUUACCUGCGCUCGAGGAUGAUGAUGAUGAUGAAGAAGAUGUCAAACUUGUUGAAGACACCAAUGAUGAUGUCAAAGCUGAAGAGGAUGAUGAAGAUGAAGAUGAAGACCAAUCAGACGAGGACUUCUCCGUCGCCUCCUCCGAUCACUUUGCAGAUGAUGAAGACGAUGAUGAAGACGUUGAUCUCAAGGACGAAGAUCUCGACUUUGACCUUGCCAAAGAAUUCCAAAUUGACCUUGACGAUGACACACCUGAUGAUGUCAUUGAUGAAGACGUCCCUGACGAAGAGGAAGAAGGGCCUCCUCUGGAGAGCACAGACAGCGGAGUGUUAGGCGAUGAAGAUGAUGAUGACGAGUUCGCUCUUUCGACAGAUGAAGAGACCAUCCUCAGUGAAGACAUCUCCUUUGAGACCACCGACGAUGAAGAUGAUGAUGAAGAUGAUGAUGAUGAUGAAGUUAUCGACUCGUUUGAGUUCUCCUUGGAUCAGGAAGGAGGAGUACCAUUUGUUGACGCUGAAAAAGACGACGAUGGUGAUGAAGAUGAUGAUGAAGAUGAAGUCACAUCAGAGUCUUUAGCUAGUGAAGAUGACGAAGACGAUGAUGAUUAUGAUGAUGAUGAUGAAGAUGAUGAAGAUGAUGUUAACAUCUUGCUAGCAGCUUCCUCUGCAGCGGUGCUUACCGUCCAGAAGGAGGCAGUGAAGACUGAGGCAGACGAAGUAGAGGAAGAGGAAGAUGACAUCACAUCAGCUUCAGAGGAAGACGACUCAGAGGAGGAUGAGGCAGAAAACAUUGUCCUCUCUCAGCCUGCUGCUCUUGAGGAAGAUGAUGAUGAUGAGGGAGGGGAAGAUGAAGAGCCGACACCUGAACUGAAGAAAUCUGUGGACGAGCCUGAAGAUAAAAAGGAGGAAGAGUACGAUGAAGACGACGAUGAGGAGGAGAAGGCGUCGGUGGAAGUGAUCAAACCCGUCUCUGAAGCUGAGGAGGAAGAGACUGAAGCAGCAGAGUGUCCCUGUAUGCACUCUGGAAAGGCCAAAGAGCCUGACACCAAGACUGUGGAGAAAAAAGAUCCCCCAAAGAGAGUUUCAUCUGUGAGAAGCAAAAAAGAGCGUGAAGCUUUGAAGACCGGUGAAAAGCCAAUAAGAAAAGGUUUACCCAGAAUGGCGUUCUUUGAGCCCAAAGCCAGACGCGCCGCGAAACUCCCUGCUCUUCUCAGAGCCAAGAAAGCAGCAAAGAUUGCCGCCAAGACUCCCAAAAAAGAGACAGAAGCAGAAGAAGAGCCAGAGACCAAAAAACAGGAAGAAGUCACAGAAUCUGGAGAAGUCGGACCCUGCAGACCUGCACCAGUUUACUGCCCGUCCCCUCCUGGCUGGUACGUUCAUCACGUUGUCACGGACAACCCGUACCCUCCUCCAACCAUGCCAGCUCCCUCUGCUCCGGUUCUGACGGCUCACCCCUCUCACCCUUUGGACCCUGGAGCUCCCCCCCCCAUGCACCCUCUCUAUCAGCAGCACAUGCAUCCGAUGUUUCAAUAUCAGCCGUACCCUCACAUGCACCCUCACAUGCACCCACACAUGCACCCUCACAUGCACCCACACAUGCACCCACACAUGCAGCCUCCCCCAGAACAACAAAUGCCACCAGUACAACCAGAACCAGAAGCAGAAGCAGAGCAGCAGAAACCAGCAGCUGAAGCUCCGCCUGCAGAGACUGAAGCUCCGCCUGCAGAGACUGAAGCUCCGCCUGCAGAGACUGAAGCUCCGCCUGCAGAGACUGAAGCUCCUGCUGAGCCGGAGAUCCAGAGUCCAGCUCCUGAACAAGAAGCAGAGCCAGUUGAGGAAGAAGUGAAAGCCCCCUCGACCAAGAAAGCUGCACAGAAGAAAACAAAGGCUGCAGAUUCAGAAAAAGAGGCAGCAGCAGCCGCACAGACGACAAAGAAAGAUACUUCCAAAGAGAAAACCAAAGCUGGUGCUGCAAAGAAAGAGACACUAGCAAAAAAAGAGAAGACAACAAGUCCUGCGGCGGCUAAGAAAGAGCCAGCUGCAGAGAAAAGCAAAACGGCUGCAGCUGUAAAGAAAGAGCCAGCUGUGAAAGAGAAGACUAAAAGUCCUGCAGUAGCUAAGAAAGAGCCAGCUGUAAAAGAGAAAGCCAAACCAGCCGCUAAGAAAGAGCCUGCAGCUGCAAGACAGAAGAUGAAAUCAGGCUCUGAGAAGACAGAAAUGUCUCCUGUCAGGAGCAAAGACAAGACUCCGACAGCAAAGAAAGAUCCAGAGCCGAUCAGCCGCCUGAGAGCGAGACUAGAAGAUGUGAGGAAAGCAAACGUCACGUCUCAGGCGAAAGAGGAGAAGACGGCCAAAUCUCCUGAAGCAGCCAAGACUAGGUCAAAAUCAUCAGCAGACUCAAAAAGCAAAUCUGAGAAGGCUGAAAAGAAAUCUGUGAAAGAGUCUGAAGACAAGGAGAACAAACCAGCAAAAGCCAAGGAGACCGCGACUGAUAAAAGUAGCAAAGAGAAGAAGAAACCAAGUCAGAGAUUCUUCCAGUGCGUUUACGUCCCCGGUAGAAACGCUCAGUACCCGUUACGACCUUUAACCCCGGCCAUGUCCCCCGCCAUGAGGUCCCCCGCAAUGAGGUCCCCCUCCAUGAUGUCCCCCUCCAUGAUGUCCCCUGCCAUCAGGUCCAUGUUGGAGCAGCAGCAGAAGGCGGCUCGAGCGUCGGGACAAUAAGACAAACUCUCUGAAAACUGAAAACUCUGCAGCCCCCCGUCCAGCAGGGGGAGACCUUUUCUAAAUCUGUGGAUCCUCAAACUCGGAGGAAAACCACAGACAGAUAGAUGAGAGGACAGAAAUAUGUUGUCUUUAAUUUAUUUAUGUAUAUUUCUCUCCAUGUGGUCGAGCUCCUGUUGAUAUCUCCCAUCGCUGCCAUGCUUUAGAUUUGAUGCAUUUUUUUAUUUAUUUUCUUGGUUGGCCCAUACAUGAACUUUGCUCAUUUCUUUUUCAGGCAGCAUUAGUUAAAUUAAACAAAAUUAACUAUGUAUUUUGACAAAAAUCUAAUUUAUGUGAAUAUAAAAACUAAUCCCAAAUAUUAGUAAUUUAGGCAAAAUUGAAUGAACAUAAAUUGGCAUAAUGUUGUUUUCAGUUUGCGUUUGUAGUCAAGUUUAAUAUUGAUGUAUUUAAUGUGCAUAUGUUAUCUAAUUUAACAUAAUUGAAGGCAUUUGCUCUGACAAGAACAUUAAGCAUUUGCUUUGUUACAUGAUCAAUUAAAAAAACAUAACAGAAUAUUAAUUUAUUCAGUCAUAAUAAUUCCAAAUGUGGAUAUUAUUUUGCAAAGAAACUUAAAGUGGACCUGUCAUGCUAUAUUUGUAUAAUAUA